This is a messenger RNA of Gambusia affinis (western mosquitofish), 1276 nucleotides long. Its product is annotated as struthiocalcin-1-like. The transcript has 4 exons. Lineage: Eukaryota; Metazoa; Chordata; Actinopteri; Cyprinodontiformes; Poeciliidae. Bases 48 to 713 code for a protein of 221 amino acids. The record is from RefSeq and is a predicted model, not a curated record.
CUACUGCUGCUCCGGCCUGAGGUGUGUGUCAUUUAUUCAGUGGAAACAUGAUGAACAUCUUCAUCUUUGUCCCUUUGAUGUUGGUCCUUCAUUUCAUCUGUGGAGAUCAGCCACCGCUCAGAGAAGGGAACAUCACAUUUCAUGAUGAACAUAAAACCUUGGCAGAAGCCCAGGCCUACUGCAGGACGCACCACACUGACUUGAUCACUAGCGGGGAAAAAACAGAUCUACCUUCAAAUUACAAAGGCUGGAUCGGACUGCACAUAGUCUGGAAAUGGUCUAGCGGAGGUGAGAACAAAAGCGUCUCCAACUGGCAAGGCAGUCAUAACCGCAACUGCAACUAUAAACUAGGUUUCCUUUGCUACGAUGAGAGGCUGGUUCUGGUGAAGGAGAAUAAAACAUGGGAGGAGGCGUUGGAACACUGCAGAACUAUGAAGGAAGGAAAAAACUACACCCUGGCCACUCUGAACACCAUUGACGACCACAACUUUGCACGAGAGAAAGCCCAGCUGGCAACCUCUGAGGAGGUGUGGACGGGCCUGCGUUACCUUGGUGAUGAGUGGUUCUGGGUGGGUGGAGGACCGGUGCAGUACCAGGGUAUUCCAAGAUGCCCAGCUGAGAGGUGUGGAGUCCUGGAGAAGAACAGCGACUCAUCCUUUGGGAUCAGAGACUGUAAUGAGAGGAGGAACUUCUUCUGUUACUUAAAAUCUUAAAGCAUUCAUAGCUUAGCCAUUUGAUAAUAAAGGCUUUUCAUUUGUAGAUGAUGACAAUAUAAACUAGCUGGGUGGUUGGAUGGCAAGAAUAGGUCAGCUUAGGAAGAUUAGAAUAAUAUUUUAAAUAUGUGCUAUGUGUAGCAAUAUUCCUAGUCAAAGUAAAAUGAUUACUCAAAAAUAUUUUCCUUAGUUUGAUCCACAUGCUUUGAUUUGCAUGUCACUUUUCUGCCUGUAUUUCUAAAUGUAGCGACUGAUGGAACAACCCUAUAUUACAGAUUAUAUAACUGGAUCUGGAUGGGAUUCUGUUUCAAAAUACAUGAAAUAUUUAGACUGGUCAAACCCAACCCAAUCUUUCUAAUAAAUUGAUGAUAUAAAUUAUUAUCAAUUCAGGCAGAAAAAAAAAUCUUACUGGAACCUGAAAUAUGAAAUAUGAAAACCUUUUUGAUGGAAAAUAGCUCCCCAUGUAGGCUGCAUAAAUAUUACAGUCAGACUCAGUUAUCUUAAUAAACAAUUGUGUGGAGUAAAAGUAACAAAGGAAUUUAAUUAAUAAAAAACACUUAUUU